AUGGAUGAGAUUAAGAUAGACCCAACUAAAUAUAAAAAGUGGAAGAUUUAUACUAGGUCUGAAGAAUUAGAAGAAGACCUACAGCUAUAUAAAGAAGGAACUGAAAUCAUGAACCUGCUCAAAAAAAAGCACAGACCAAGCUUUGGACAAGAAAAAGUGAUAAACAUCUUCACACUUGAACAAAUACUAGAUAGUAAAGGAGCAUUAUUGCUUACAUGA
Messenger RNA from Racocetra persica, 219 nucleotides. The record is from the annotation of a GenBank genome assembly. NCBI's taxonomy places the organism in Eukaryota, Fungi, Glomeromycota, Glomeromycetes, Diversisporales, Gigasporaceae.